AUGGCUUCGAAGGUAAGGGCGCCCGGCUUUGAGGAAUUGGAGCGGCGACUGUCCGGGCCUUUCCCACCCCGGAGAAACUUGAUGCAGAUUGUGGAGGAGACCAAUUAUGAUCCUAAGCAUCAAUUUAAGCACAGAUUUGUCUUGCCGACUCCUCGGUUGGACUUUAGCAGCAUCUCCGUCCCGAUUGCCUUGAACGAAUUCCAUAUUCAUCUCGUUCUUUCCAAGGCCUUCACGAACUUCCAGCAUACAUAUUUGGAGAGGGCUUGUUUGAAUGUUGGAAAGAUGAGCCGACAGAGCUAUUAUUAUCGUGUAAAAGUUUCUGCCACACAUGACUUGUCAUAUAGUAUUGUAUAAUGGUUUUGUUUAACCCCUUGAUUUUUAUGUUUUUAGAUUAUUUCCAACCUGUAUAACAGCGAGGUCCAUACACGUAUGGAGCCAACCAAAGACGAAUAUACAGUAAGAAAUGUUUUUAUGACAGCGAAGGAAAAGACGAAUUGCGGCGAUGAUCCGAAGUUGUUUAUUCCAGAAGAAGGCAAAAAGCAGAAGUAAGCCGAGUUAUACAUAAAUUGUUCAUGUCUUUAGGAUGCUCCUGUGGCUCUACCUGAACCAGGAGGAGUUUAUGGAAUAUCUGAGCACGGGCUUUAUUAAAAAGGGAAGCAUCAACAACACCGAAAUGAUUAGGAAAUUUGGUGAGGGCAUUUGGGCCACUGAAUGUCUCACUGAUCUGGCUGGUCUGUGGAGGAAUCCAACCACGAGGGAACGGCUUGGCACUGUAAGGGCUUGUCGUUUCGGCGUACAUUUUAACUUGAUCUCUGUGUUUCAGAUGUAUUGUGUUUUAGUGGCUGUUGUCAUGAAAAACCUGUAUGAAGCAGGGGGCCGAUUUCCAACGUGGCCGGAGGAUAAAAGUUUUCCCAGCGAUUGCGAUGCACUUCGAGUUCAAGGAGAAUAUCGCCGAAUUGAUAACACUUGUUUUGUGAUGUAAGUUUGCUAAGUUGUUCAUGUAUUUGGUAUCUUUAGGAAAUUUGGAGAUGAAAAAUGGCCUUUGAGAAUGGGAAGACUUAGGAACACCAUGACUGUCGCCGGGACAUUGCACACGGUCUACAAGAUUAAAUCCCCUGGACAAAUGCGCGCCAUGCUCGUUGUGGAACUACAGCGGACAGGAGUGAAGCGGAUUGUUCCGGAGUUUCGCCAGGCACGCGAGAGUAAGAAGGACAAUUGGAUGGCGGAAAAAUUUUUCAAUAUUCCGCAUUUUACCCCUUGGCCCAAGGAGGAUGGAGCAGAGAGCCUCGUCUGA
Molecule: messenger RNA, 1294 nt
Organism: Bursaphelenchus xylophilus (pine wood nematode)
Lineage: Eukaryota; Metazoa; Nematoda; Chromadorea; Rhabditida; Aphelenchoididae
Source: the annotation of a GenBank genome assembly